Tupaia belangeri chinensis (Chinese tree shrew) is the source of this 4177-nucleotide messenger RNA. RefSeq names its product tetraspanin 11 (gene TSPAN11). Bases 79 to 780 code for a protein of 233 amino acids. Lineage: Eukaryota; Metazoa; Chordata; Mammalia; Scandentia; Tupaiidae. The transcript is spliced from 9 exons. The record is from RefSeq and is a predicted model, not a curated record. Gene Ontology annotation, cellular component: plasma membrane.
CGCGGCGCUCCGCCUCUCUUUUGCUCCAGCUCUGGUCGCUGAGUCCCGAGCCCCGCGCCCGGUGCCGGCCGAGCAGCCAUGGCCCACUGCAAGGGCGAGCAGGACGACUGGCUGACCGUCUCCCUGAAGUAUUUGCUCUUCGUCUUCAACUUCUUCUUCUGGGUGGGCGGGGCCGCCGUCUUGGCCGUGGGCGUCUGGACCCUGGGGGGGGAGAGCGGCUGCGCGCGCGUCGUGGCCACCGGCUGCGUGGGCUUCCGCGCCAUCGUCCUGGAGCAGAAGAGCUGCCUGUCCACGUAUCUCUGCCUGCUGCUCGUCAUCUUCCUGGUGGAGCUGGUGGCGGGAGUCCUGGCCCACGUGUAUUACCAGAGGCUGAGUGACGAGCUGAAGCAGCACCUGAACCGGACGCUGACCGAGAGCUAUGGGCAGCCCAAAGCCCAGGAGAUCACGGCCGCGGUGGACCUCCUGCAGCAGGACUUCAAGUGCUGCGGGAGCAACAGCUCGGCCGACUGGCAGCACAGCGCCUACGUCCUGUCGCGCGAGGCCGAGGGCCGCCGCGUGCCCGACAGCUGCUGCAAGACCGUGGUGGCACGCUGUGGCCAGAGGGCCCACCCCUCCAACAUCUACAAGGUGGAGGGAGGCUGCAUCACCAAGCUGGAGCAGUUUCUAGCUGACCACCUGCUGCUGAUGGGGGCGGUCGGCCUCGGGGUGGCCUGCCUGCAGAUCUGCGGGAUGGUUCUCACCUGCUGCCUACACCAGAGGCUCCAGCGGCGUCUUGACUGAUGCCGAGCACGUGCCCUUCCGACCACGCCUCACCCGGCGGGUGCCCAUCCCCUCCUGCCAGCCUGCCCUCUGCACCAGCCGGACAGCCGUCGCUGCCCUACUACGUGCCCAGUCCCUGUGAGCCCAAGUGCCUGAGACUGCAGCUCCUGCUGUCUCCCCAUUCCUGAGUACUCACUGCCCGAACCUGGGCAGGGGGCUGUCUGCAGGAGUCAGCCAGAGCCUCUCCAGGCGUGGGGCCCCAGGGCGCUCUCCCCACCCCAGCCCUGCACAUCUGGGCCCUCUAGGAGAUGCAUGAGGUGGAGCAGUGAGACCUGCCUGCCACCCCCCCACACCGUCACCUGCAGAGCCCUGUCCAGCCAACUGUGUCCCUCCUGCGGGGCUGAGCAGGAAAGGUGGGAGCAGGGACGAGGCGCAAGGUGGCCACAGCAGCCAGCUGUACAGAGACGCCCUGGGGACUGCCUGGGCCACCGUGGAGCUCCUUCAGCCGGCUUCAUCCAGCUCUCCUCGGGGUGGAGCACCCCCACGUGGCCAAACCGUAGGCUCUGCAGGGCAUGGAGGGUGUGCCCCAGCCUCAUCCUCCCGGGGCCCUCCCUGACCACGUGGCCUCCACACUGCCUCGAGGGGGCUCCCCGCUCUGCCCUCCAGUCCCUCCUCCCGUUGGUCCUCUCUGCAUUGUUGAUUUAGCCUAGGGGUCUUCAGGAAUGGUUUUCCUAGGAACUAAAAGAGAACGAAGAACAGGCUAGAACACACGGAGUGUAGACCCUGGCAGCUUCCCAAGAAAAGAGGCCAACCUGAGGAACAGCCACAGCCCCGCCCCACGACGGUACAGGGGGCAGCUCAGGACACGGGACCCCGCACCCCUCCACAGCCCCCGGGGCCCGUGUUUCUCCAUGAGGGGCACCCCUUCCUCCCCACAUGAAAGGAGCAGCCCACUGGGCCAAGGUGGGGCAAGAGAGGUCACGCCUUGCACCCCGCUUGGUCCAGGUCACAGUCUCACCAGUGCAGCUUCAGGCAGGCCUGGGGACGGGGCGGCCUCUCCCCCAUACACUGUCACCAGCACAGCCCUGCCCUGUCCAAAAGCUGCAUCCUCCGAGCAGGGGUGCCCACACGGACAGAGGGAAGACCAGCUGGUGGGAGCCACCACCUAGAAGGUCCAGGAAGAGCAGCUUCCCUGCAAUCCCAGCUGCACCGUGGCCGAGAGAAACGGCCUAACGUGUUAGCUUUGCGGUCCCAACCUCCGGGGUCCCACAGGCACCAGGAGCUGACCCAGCUCUGGGCCCUCUGGAGGGCUGACGUCCACCAAGUCGUACAGAGUCAGGGCUGCAGGACGGGGUGCCAUGUCUGCUGGCGGGCCCCCCACUGCCCUGGAGAUGGAGGUAGAGGGGACAGCAGGGCCACCUGCACAGCCGCACCCCGAGGGCAGGCCGUGGGCUCGGUGAGGCUGGCCUGACCAGGCAGGAUUAGCUGCAUGAUCCCUGCGGCUGGGGCCGGGCUGGUCCUGGCAGCAGAGUGAAGACCACCCAGGGCCUGCUGGAAGUACAGCCGCCUGUUCUUGUCGGCAGCGUGGGAGAUGACAGGACUAGGGGAAACGCAGGCCGGGAAUAGGGCAACUUCUGCCCGGGAGGGUGCCGAGGGGGUCUGGGCCAAGGAAGCAGUACCCAGUGGGGUGUGUCCCCCUGCUGGCCAGGAUGCAGAGCAGGCACUGACACCUCCCAGGGCCUGGGGAGCGUCACAGCCAAGACACCUGGAGAGGGGAUAGGCCUCUAGAAGACACUAUCAUCUCUGUGUGGGCUAAAGGCCCCUGGACACAGGACCCACCAGAACUGACACUGGAACCACCCCACUCAGGCCCCGCGUCCUCACCAAAUAGCCGCACUUGGGGAGUGGCCUGCCCCAGGCCCCGAUGGGUGGUGUGUGCUGCGGGAGUCAGGAAUGAAACCUGAGCUUUGGUGAGGGGGUGCCAUGUUUGGGCCCAUUCUCUCCCCAACAGUCCAGCCCCAAUCUGGGAGCCCCUCAGGGGUGUCCAGGGGCUUUACUGGGGACGGACUCUGCUUAGAAUGGGCAGGCCCCAACAGGAGGGUAUGUGUCCCCAUUUUGCAGGUGGGGAGGCUGAGGCUCUGAAGGCAGGAGGCUGCUGAUCAGCAGUAAUGGCCAUGGCUAUGCCCCUGCCCCCCCAAGCUGGUAGACCCAGGCAGCUGGGCUGGGAGCCCCCUCAGCCUCCGCCAUGCUCCAUCCCUAUAGCAAGCCAGCAGAGAGCACAGCACCCCUCCUGGGGUGUCAUCAGACCCCUCACAGCGCCUGGCACCAGCUGCCCCCAGUCUGCGGUCGAGGGACGUCUAGUUUCUCUCAGGCCCACAGAGUGGCUCAGGCAGCAGGAAGGGUCCUGCCCACUCCCAGGUGCCAACAUAACACCAGUGGGAGCAGGGAUAUCCCUCAGCUCUCUCGGUCCACCAGAGGCAGACCCACGCCCACCCGGGGAUGCCGCCUGGGGCAGAAGGGCCUCUCCCUACCCCACAUGGGGCAGAGAAGACCUGGGGUCUCGGCCACGAUCAGGGCAGGCAGGGGCACCCUGGGUGGGUGUUCUGCUCAGCUCCUUGGAUGAGGCUGUCCCUGCCUUCUUUCCCAGCACUGGGCUCUCUCGGAUGACGUUGUCCCAGGGAGCGUUCAGAGCCAAGACCAGUGUGGCACUUGGGGCGGAGGGUGACAGGCCCAUGUGUGGGCCCCAGGACGCGCAUGCACUGGGAUAAGCUCGCUUCUGGGCUUGGAGGGCAAGGAGGGAAUGGGGACACCUAUCCCCACACACUCCACCGCAGCCUGGAGAACAUUCUCUGCUCCCCGGCUGCUUCCUGCCUGACCCGGAGGGGGAGGGAGGGGAGAAAGGGAAGCCGGUAGACUGGCUAAGGGGAGAAGCAGCCAUCACACCGCCACCGGGUGGCGCUCACUUCCACCGGGACCAAGUGUGGAACCCAGUGUUCAAAGUUGAGGGAGCAUCAGGACGGCUGGGGGCCUUUCCCCUCCCCAGAGUGUCCAGUCAGGACUGCGGGCAUAAUGACUUAUAGUUCUUUCUUUUUUAAAGAGAUUUUUUGCUGCAGGGCACAUGCGCUUGCCAGAGAGACAGAAAGUGAGAAAUCUCCCCCCAGGGAGCAUGGCCAGCACAAUCCCUUCUCCUCUGGGCUCCUGGGCACAAUUUGCAUUUCUAAGUCACACCCAGGCCAUGCCAGUGCUAUGGGACCUGGCCUGCACUGAGAACCCUGCUUCAGGCCACUCCGGAGCAGGCAGCCGCUGCCUUCCUCCUCGUGCCACAGCCUCAGGUCCAGAGCCCUCCCGUCAUCCGGCCAAGUCCCACUGAGACCAGCCCCCCUCUGCGUGAGCAGCUGGUGAGGCAGGCGUGGCGGGG